Molecule: messenger RNA, 4035 nt
Organism: Leopardus geoffroyi (Geoffroy's cat)
Lineage: Eukaryota; Metazoa; Chordata; Mammalia; Carnivora; Felidae
Gene: CD226
Product: CD226 molecule
Exons: 7
Coding region: 1990-3000 (336 amino acids)
Biological process (GO): positive regulation of natural killer cell cytokine production; positive regulation of T cell receptor signaling pathway; positive regulation of type II interferon production
Cellular component (GO): external side of plasma membrane
Source: RefSeq, a predicted model, not a curated record
UAUAGAGAAAUUUAGGAAAAGUACCUAGCCUGUAUAAAUCUGGAUUUAUAUGUCUGGGUGUAGGCAAAACCAAUUUUCAAGCCCAUACGUGUAAGUGGCGUCCAAUGUUGCAGUGAGCUCUGACAUUCGGUGUGAUGUGAAUCAUUUGGGUAGACAGUGACUGUUUUAGCUGAUAUGUUUGAGGUUCCGUUCAGGGCCCAUUGAAUCAUUUUGAGAAAGAGUUGGCCCCAGUCAGGAACAUUUAUCUUUGAGUUUGUCCUGCAAACAUCUUUGUGCCCUUUGGAUCAAGGCUUCUUUUUGUCUUAUUAAUUGGAGAAAUAGAUGAGGCAAAAGAAAAGACCACACACUGGAAACAGGAUGGCUUCUGGAUUGUGAUCAGUGUAAAGACCACGUACUAUGAAAUUUCAUAGGUAGAGUCCAUUGCUUCACCUGCUUUCAACAAAUAUUGAUCUAACAGAUAUGUGCCAGGCACCAUGCAAGGCUCAAUGGAUAGGCUCAACAACAUCUCACCCUCAACUUGAAGGGCCUUAUUAGGCUCUCGGAAGAAAUGCAGCAAAUAAAUGGACAGUUACAAAGGAUGUGAUGAGUGCUUCAGUAAGGAUUAUCUGUGAACUCACAGAAGGAAGACUUACCCCGGCAUGGGCAACCCCGUAAGGGAUGUCUGAGCUGAGGCCUCCCUGUGGGAGGGGGUAAGAGAAGUCAAAGCAGAGGUACCCCAUGUGCAAAGCCCCUGCCCUCUCAGAAGGUGUUCCCCAAAAUGUACGAUACUAGGUGGGUCUGGAGUGGAGGAUGCGGGUGAGUGAAGUGUAAGACAUGAGGUUGGAAGGAUGAUAGAUCUUAUCCAGCCUGGUAAGUCAGUAAGAAGUUUGGAUAUUCUUUUGAGGAUGGUGAGGUAUCCAAGAGAGUGACACGAGUCGGGUGUUUUAGAGGGAUUCGUCUGUCCCACAGCACACGCUCAAAAAUCAUUUGUGCAAUGACAGGCAGCUGUAUUUUCUUCUUCCAUGCUUUCAGACAUGCGUGUGGUCCACAGAAGAGGCCAGCCCUGCAUGUGUGAUGCACAGGGAGACGUGUGGGGCUGGCUGGCCCCCAGGAGUGCCUUUUCCUCUGCAGACACCAGCCUCCCUGCCCAGUAUUUCUGGGAAUUACACGAACUCCAGUCCAACCACAGUCCCUCAUGAUGGUUUAACCAACAGGAAAUCUCCAUCACUUAGCAAAUCAGAAGAGCAAAUAAAACUCACCCCGUUUCCCUCUGGAACAACGUAGAACCAAUUGCAUUUUGAAGACAGAGAAGCUGCUAAACUUGCAGGAAGAGUUGUUAGCAAAUGCCAACUCGUGCGGUUUCUGUGUCAGAGUAGGAGAUUCAAACACAAAACCAAAAAGAGUAUCUAGAAGGUAGGAUGGAAACACACCUAGAUAGGGGCAGCGAUAAGAAGUCUCCUGCACUUCAGAGGCUUCUGAAUAUGAAGUGCUUUGAUUGGCAGGAAAACAAAUGGGGAAGAAAAGGCAAAGUAAUUAACUGAAAGUUUUCGUGUGUAGUUUCAGGUUAGAACAGAGGAUGAGAAACACAUCGUUCCCCACGGUAGAAUUUUAGGGGGGUGGGGAGGAGAAGGACAGAACUCCACCCGAGUGUGGAGUCAACCUGAGGAGCUACAAUGGUAAAGAUGCUUCCGGAAGCAGGUGCACUUCUUGGCUAGUUUUAAUCCUUCAAAAAGCACUGCUUGGUGAGAUAAUUAAUGUUUUGCUUCAGCCGCACCUGAAGGAGCUUUGGCGGAGAGAAGAGGCCAAGAGCUCUGGGCCCAGGGACAGAGCCCCAGCUGUUUCUCCAGUGCCCACCACGUGAGCAGAGCAGCAGACUGCCAGUGGAGAGCAGGGGUGAGGCAAGGAGGGCACAACAAACAGGAAGCCCUUAACCAGAGACACGUCGGGAAAGGAGAGUUAGAGCGAGCAGAACUCACAUCUCAAGACCAGUCUCCCAAACGGUUUCCAGAGAUGGAUUAUCUUGCUUUCUUCUUGGCUAUUGUUCACAUAUACAGAGCUCUAUGUGAAGAGAUGUUCUGGGACACGACUGUUAAACUGGCUGAGAAUAUGAGUCUAGAAUGCGUGUACUCAUCACUGGACACCUUAACCCAGAUGGAGUGGUUCAAGAUCAAUACCACGGACAGAGAGUCCAUAGCCAUAUUCAGCCCCGCCUAUGGUGUGAUUAUAAGGACACCCUAUGCUGAUAGGGUUUACUUCUUAAAUUCUACCAUGGCUCCUAAUGAUAUGACCCUGACCUUCCAUAAUGUCUCUGAGGCUGAUGUUGGCUACUACUCCUGUUUACUUCAUACUUUCCCAUAUGGCCAUUGGGAAAAGGUGAUCCGGGUGGUUGCAUCAGAUGGUUUCGAGAUAGCUGUGCCAUCGGAUGGCCACCUGGUCUCAGAACCUGGAAAAAAUAUCACACUCUCCUGUGAGCUUCCAACAAAGUGGCCGGUACAACAAAUUACCUGGGAAAAGAUCCAGCCCCAUCAGAUUGACCUCUUGACCAGCUGCAACUUGUCCCAAGGGAAAAUCCAUACGUCGAAGUACCAAAGAUGGGUGUCGAGUGACUGUGGUCCGGGAAUGACCCGCACCUUCGUCACCAUGCCCCAGGCCGUGGUCUCUGACUCAGGACUCUACCGCUGUGGUUUCAGCGCCAGAACAGGAGAAAAUGAAACCUUUGUGAGGAGGUUGACUGUAACUGAUGGUAAAAUGGAUAACCAAUAUACCCUCUUUGUGGCCGGAGGAACAGUUUUAUCGUUGCUGUUUGUAAUCCUAAUGACCGCCGUCAUUGUCAUUUCUCAUAGAAGGAGAAGGAGACAGAACAGAGGACUGUUUAAAGAGCACAGAAAUAAGGAUGCACAGAACAAGGCAACCAACAACUACAGAAAUCCCAUCUCUACCAAUCAGUCAUCGGAUUGUGCAAGAGAAGAUAUUUAUGUCAACUACCCAGCCUUCUCUCAUAGACCGAAGACUAGAAUCUAAGCUUUUUCCUGGAUCUGAGCAAAACUUAUGGUGACUGUUACAUACAUGGAUCUUAAUAUAAUUUCUUCCCACUACUCAGUGCCUAUCCAGGAUACCAGUUAGCUACAUUUAUUUAAUGUGAUAGGAAAGAUACUUUAUUACCUAGAGAACAUUCUUAACAGAAAUGUUUCAGAAAACCUGACUCUAAUUAGCUUAGACAUGAAGGGAAACUUACUGAAUCAUGUAAUGGAACCAUCCAGGGGAGAUGAAGCUUCAGGCAAGGGUUAUUCACAAAGGUUUAAAUGUCUUGUCUAGAAUUAAGUAUGGGCAUACACCUGCUUCUGGAUUCCCUUUUGUAGUGUUGGAUCCACUUUAUUGGUGUUAGCCUCUUAUUCAGGCAUUUCCCUUGUGUUUCUAAAAACCUUGGCAAUUCACAAUCCUUGUUUCUGCCUGGUGGAGAGGUUACUUCUCUGAUAGAGCAAACAGAUUUGGUUAUUUGUGCAGCAUUAAACAGGCAGCAUGGCCAAAACAGAUGGAAUCAAGGGUUUAAGUCAAGGGUUCACCUCUAGACCCAGGAGUGAGGCCAAAGCACAUUACUGGGAAAUUCAGAGUAUCAUUAGACGAGGGAGACGGGGCCUGGAAGCUGAACUGGUUACCAACAAAUGUGAACAGCAGUGCCGUUCUGAGACAUCUGUUGUUAACCAACUAAAAAGAGAAUAUGUGGAUGGGUGUGAGCUAGCUCUCCCUCUCCUCACUUUAAAAUCUGCUAUAUCAGCAGAGUUCAGAGGAGUACUUGGUAGCAGAACAAAUGAAUGGUCAAGAGGAAGAUAAAUGUGACAGGGAAAUCUCUUCCCUUUGUAUUAUCAAAUAAAGUAAUCUCUGAUCCUGCAUAGAAUUCUUGCCCCUCUCCCUGGCCUAGCUUUAAGAGCAAGUGUAGCAGAAAGUCCAAUAGUAACUUAAUGUUUUUGAAUUUUUCCACUGUUGAGAAUUAUUUAAAAAAAUUUUUUUUAAAUGUCCACUUAUUUUUGAGAGGUGAGGGGAGAGGCAGAGAGAGGG